Beauveria bassiana ARSEF 2860 is the source of this 177-nucleotide messenger RNA. RefSeq lists its product as uncharacterized. The transcript has 3 exons. Bases 1 to 177 code for a protein of 58 amino acids. The record is from RefSeq and is a predicted model, not a curated record. Lineage: Eukaryota; Fungi; Ascomycota; Sordariomycetes; Hypocreales; Cordycipitaceae.
AUGGCGAAUGCCCAGCGUUUUGUCCCAGUUGGGGCCAGUACUGUGGUGCAAGAUGCCGACAUGCGGGCUAGGUGGUCAAGUGCCAACUUUCCGAGAGGAAAAGAAACUACAGGGUCAUUUCCGAUAUACUCCGUGGUUACAACCCCACUGUACCAAGUACCAACUGCUAUGAGCUAG